This is a messenger RNA of Bipolaris sorokiniana ND90Pr, 2535 nucleotides long. RefSeq lists its product as uncharacterized. Gene Ontology annotation, molecular function: metal ion binding; ATP binding; protein kinase activity. Gene Ontology annotation, biological process: mRNA processing; protein phosphorylation; nuclear-transcribed mRNA poly(A) tail shortening. Gene Ontology annotation, cellular component: PAN complex; P-body. The transcript has 5 exons. The record is from RefSeq and is a predicted model, not a curated record. Lineage: Eukaryota; Fungi; Ascomycota; Dothideomycetes; Pleosporales; Pleosporaceae. Bases 1 to 2535 code for a protein of 844 amino acids.
AUGUCUGCCGGCGGCCCUGGAGAUUCCCGGGAGCCGUCCACCCUAUACAGCUUCACGUCUUUAAUGAACUCGCUCUCUAACGGCCUCGCAGGAAGCAUCCACCAAAAGGGUAGCAGGUUGCCCACCAUUCAGCCUGCGUCGCCGCCGACCAAAGGCGCGCCGCAUUCUUCCACAUCGCCCAAUCAGCCUGCAUAUUUUCCCAUUCCUAGGGGCCACCCACAUGUUACAGUCAUUGCAAGCUCCGACUCUUCUACCACCGAAUCUUUUUCCGAAGUGACAUCGUCAUCGUCGCCGGACUCGCUACCCAAUCCCCAAGGGCGCAACGCCCCUACCACGCCCCAGAAACAGGCGCGCAGCAACAGGCGGAAGCAGUCGAACAAGUCGGGCGGCAGAUGGAGUAGGGGAGGAGGCUCAUCAGACGAUACCGGGUCUGACCGUAAACCCCCCACGUCACAGCCAGCAGAACCUACGCACAGCGCCGCCUCGUCCCCCCAGAGCGCGUCCAAGACACGCCAACAACCUUAUAUUGCUACAAACAACCCAUCGUCGAGCCAGACGCGAUUCAUGGCAACAGCCUUUGGAGGUCCUUCGGGAGAUUCGCGGAGGGGAGUAGUCUCUCCUCGCCCCAAGGGUCGCGAAGCGAAGAACACUCUCUGCCGCAAUGUCACCAUAUACGGUCACUGUCGGUACGAGAAUACCUGUCCGUACAUACACGACAACCUCAAACUGAAUCAGAAUGAGAACACCAAAAAGAGGUUCAAUGUUGACUCGCCAUCUUUCACUCCGUUGCAAGCAAACACGAAUGGAUCCGUGACACCUUCGCCUCGCAGUGCUGCCAUCUCCCCUAAGGCGGCUAAUGCCGCGGUCUUUACACCCAAAUCACAACGCUCCACUGUCACCACCCCGCGCGUGCAUACAAAAGAGCCCGCAAUUGAUUGGCAUUCGCAAGACUUUCAAGAGUUUGUUCCACAGUCCUUUGACGGUCAGCAGAUGGUAGAUCCUAAUCUUGGCUACGAUCCGUUCAGUACCCCCACUAGCAUAUCCACACUGGGUGGUCCAAGCCACCAGGCCGCUACCAUCAACCCUUACGCGCAAGACGCUUCAGCGACGUACUUUCAGAACGCCAAUGCCUUCCAGAAUCCAGCCUAUCACUUGUACUGGCCUGUAGGACCUCAGCCUACCGGUUUGCUUGCUUACCAGCGCACUGCUCAUGACUUUUUCAUACCCGAUGCGCUGCGAGAAGAAUUGCAAAAGAAGGCAGAGGUCGCACGCCAGAUUGCCCCAAACAGUACUCUGCCUGUCAUUGAGCAGUUUCAUUCGUUGUUUUGCUUGGAUAUGUCACCUCAGAAAAACACUGCGCCUUUCGGAUAUGCUAGCUGGAUAUACAGAGCUGUAUCCAGCAAAGAUGGAAAAACAUACGCACUGCGCCGUCUCGAAAACUUUCGACUGACGAAUGAGACUGCUAUUCGCUCUGCUCAACCAUGGAAACGUGUUCUGAACGGCAAUGUCGUUACUAUCCAUGAAGCAUUUACCACUCGAGCAUUUGGCGAUAGUUCCUUGAUCCUCGUCACAGACUACCAUCCGAAUUCCAAAUCUCUUGCCGAUGAGCACUUCAAGCCCGUGCAGCGUUUUCAUGGAAGACAGCCAACAUCAUCGCAUGUACCAGAGCAGGUUUUAUGGGGUUACACUGUCCAAAUUGCGUCAGCGUUGAAGGCUAUACAUGGGUCAGGAUUGGCUGCAAGAUUGAUCACGCCUUCAAAAAUCCUACUUACUUCAAAGAACCGGAUACGGUUAAAUGCCUGUGGCAUCAUGGAUAUUGUUCAGUUUGAUAAUGCGCGAUCUGUGCCUGAGCUUCAGGCAGACGACUUUGUUCAACUUGGACGGUUGAUACUUUGCAUCGCGAACAACAACCCAACAGCUCACUUACAGAUGCAGAAGUCCAUGGACUACAUUACAAGAAGUUACACGGCCCGCCUCAAGGAAUGUGUUCAAUGGCUCCUCAACCCCCAGCCACCAGCUGGAACGCCAUCAUCUCCCACCUCUCCAGCGCCUCUGCAAAAGGACAUUGACACUUUCCUUGGUGGGAUUGCCGAUCAGUUUGCAUCUGUUUUUGAUAGUGAGCUCCAUGCACAGGACAGCCUCACAGUCCAUCUUGGUAAAGAGUUGGAAUCAUCACGAUUGGUCCGCCUGUUGAUCAAGCUCAACAUGAUCAAUGAGCGGCCAGAGCUAGACGCGUCCCAAAACAUGCCAGGGAAUAGUGGCGCAAAUCCGUCGUCUGUAUGGGCCGAAACUGGCGAGCGCUAUUACCUUAAACUUUUCCGCGAUUACGUUUUCCACCAAGUGGAUGCAAAUGGACACCCCGUUACGGAUCUGGCGCAUAUCCUGGACUGUCUUAACAAACUAGAUGCCGGUACAGAUGAGAGAAUAGGACUAAUCAGCAGAGACGAGCAAAAUGUGCUGAUUGUAAGCUACCGAGAAGUGAAACGAGCACUGGAAUCAGCAUUCCAGGAUUUAGUACGGGCGGGGCGGAAAUAG